This is a messenger RNA of Saitoella complicata NRRL Y-17804, 840 nucleotides long. Its product is annotated as manganese and iron superoxide dismutase. Gene Ontology annotation, biological process: superoxide metabolic process. NCBI's taxonomy places the organism in Eukaryota, Fungi, Ascomycota, Saitoellomycetes, Saitoellales, Saitoellaceae. The transcript is spliced from 3 exons. The record is from RefSeq and is a predicted model, not a curated record. Gene Ontology annotation, molecular function: metal ion binding; superoxide dismutase activity. The coding region runs from base 36 to 794 and encodes 252 amino acids.
CAAAAGUCGAAGUUUCGGUUUAUCGUGCACAAGCAAUGUCAUUACGGCCAGCAUUCACUUCUUGCCUCAAGGCUGCGGCUCAGCGCCGUACUAUCUUCACCGUCCGUCCGCUCGCUAUCGGAGAGGCUGACCCCGAACAGAACGGUAUUGGUCCUUUCUUGAACGCCGAAUCGUACAACAGAAUCUGGACCCAGAAGCAGUACGCUGUUUGUGAUAAGUUGAACACGCUGACAGCUGGAUCUGAGUUAAGCAACCUCCCUCCUCAUAGUGUUGCCCUCCAGACGGCGCGCGAUCCUGCUCAGGCUGCCGUAUUCAAUCACGCUUCCUUCCUCGCCAACAAUGACUUCUUCCUUCAAGGUCUUCUUCCCACCCCUCGCGAGGCGGUUGAUUCCAUGGACAGGAAACUGGUCCAACGGAUCGAGAAGGACUUCCGGUCUGUUGUGAACUUGAAGGAGCUCAUGAUUUCUACGGGUAUUUCAAUGUUCGGCUCGGGUUUCGUGUGGUUGGUCGAGGACGACAGGCGUAGGCUCAGGGUUUUGGCUACGUACAACGCAGGAUCUCCCUUCGUCGAGCACGCUGUGACCGAUGCCAACUCUCCCCUUACGAGUUUGGACGCACACGCCCGUGCGAUGAGGCCUUUCGCCGUUAUGCCGCUUUUGGGUGUGAGCGUUUGGGAGCAUGCCUGGGUGCCGCAAUAUGGCAUCAACGGAAAGGAGAAGUACUUGAAGAACUGGUGGAAGCAGGUCAACUGGCAGAAGGUGAACUCGAUCUUGCUCGAGGGCAGUCUUGUUUAAAAGGGCAUAGAGAAGGUGUUAUUAACACAAAUCGAUUUAAAACGAG